UUACGAAGUUAUCAAAUCGUUUCAAAUACGAAAUACCAUAUUUUCAUAUCAAAUCGGAGAAUACAGAUUAGAAGAAAACGCUUACUGUAUUGUGGAGUGAUACUGCUCGGGCGGCACCCUUGCAUACAGGUUUAUGAGCAUGUAUAGCUGCAUUUGUGUUGUACUUAAUGAUACGGCUAAAAUAUUGGUAUUCUCUUAUUGGUCUAACGCUUUUAGCAGCCCGGAGUGCGUGCGUUUUGCGUCUCUGCGUGUUUCCCACUAAAAGUCCUCGUUUCUGCUUCAGUUGGUCAACCAUUUAAACCAUCAAACCGUUUUCCAUUGGUAAUUGUAUACUAUGGGUUUGUAUUUAUUAAUGUUAUAGCCCAUCGGUGUACUGUUAUUGGCAAUUUGUCGCUGCAACGUGUUUUCAUCGGCUAUAUAACUACUUUGAGGUUUGUCUCUGUUAGAACUAUGACAUAAAGGCACUGUGGUCAGCAUUACCCGCGUCUUGAUCCAGCAUAAUCCACAGAUUGUUUUGUUAAACAAAUGCUUUCCCUGUUUUUAUGUUACUCUCAGAACACAGUUUCUCCAAACUAUCUCAACUCGAAAACAGUGGGUCACCUAAAGGUUUCCAGCAGAUAUUAGAACGCAACCUAAUCUCCCUGCCGGGAGGAUACCUCUGCCGUAGCCGAAAAAACAUCAGGAGAAGGAAACAAAAGUAGAGCUAAUGUCUGAGUCUGCAAGUACCAAUCUCAGGCUGCACUUGCAUUCGUGACAAAUAAGAGGAGAUAAAGAAAAAGAAAAAAAGAAAAUGUAAGGUGGCUAGGCAGCGACCCGCCAGCUAGUUAUGAAGAUGACAUUGGAAAACGCGGUAACUUGGACGAGAAAUUAAUGGAAUUGACGGAACAACACGGCAGUACACGACGAUCAAUCCAGCUUAAGAUAGCAAAAUCGGAAAUCGUGACUUACGAAAUGGAAGAAGAAGGGAUGGAAAAUUGAUUCUGUCCAUAAACAACAAGAAAUGAGCAGCGUUAGCCAAAUGCAAGCCCCAAUGGGAGCCGCCACGUCUUCUGGAGGCUCUGAACUUCGUGAGGUUUUGAUUGACAAGGCGCGUGAGCUAUUCAGUCUAUGUGACAUUGAGACCAAAGGCUUUAUGACCAAACGUUGCAUGCGACGACUUAAUGGGGAGAUUCCGUUAGAUCUCGAUCAACUGGAAGAGGUCUUUGAUCGGCUAGAUAGGGACGGAAAUGGAUUUCUAACGCUCGACGAAUUUACCAACGGCUUUGGUAUGUUUAUGGGUAUUGACACUCGUCCAAGAAAAAUGUCCUCUUCCCAGGAAGAAAUGCUUGAGACCUUUCAGGAAUCUAGGGGCCGCAUCCGUCAUGUUUCUUUUGUGGAAGAAGUCGAUGAAAACGAGGAUGUGGACAAACAGUUUGAAGAAUUUCUCGACAGAUUAGGAGUUCAUCAGCUCUUCAAAGAUGAGGACUAUGUUAAACUCAUGUGGGGUCAUUUGCGGACCGAAAAUCCUGAUAUGCUCACCAAUUUCGAGGAAUUUCUUCUUAAGGUUACUGGGAACAUCAAAAAAACGGAAAAAGAAUUUACCAGUCUCGAAAGCGCUCUUAUUAAUCGAAAACAACAGCAGGACGAGGAGGUUCAAAAAUUAUAUGAGGAAAUGGAGAUUCAACUGAGGCAAGAAAAGGAACGGACCUUAAACGAGGAACGUAAACGACAGGAUCGCUUACAAUCAGAGCUGGCUACGGAACUUUCGAACAAGGACUUUAUUCUGCAAGAUCUCAUGUCAAAGCAUUCGCAACUGGAACAACGGUUCAAGCAAAUUAAUAGCCAGGAUACAGACAUUAGAAUAAAGAAUGCCAAGCUCGAAAAGGAGCGCGACACGUUGAAAAAAAAGCUGAACGAGACUGAAGCAAUUGUUCAAAAGAUGCAGUCUUAUAUGGUAAGCCUGCGACAACAGAGCCUUGACGAAAAACGCGCAAGAGCCCAGUCAGCUCUACAAGCCACUGAAGCCAUGGUCCUGGAGAGGGAGCAAAUGAUCAAACAGCUUGAGAUCUUGAGAACAAUGAAUAAACAGCUGUUGGAUCAAAAGGACGAAAUCAACUCUCUGUUGCAACAGCACCAA
Molecule: messenger RNA, 2116 nt
Organism: Varroa destructor (honeybee mite)
Lineage: Eukaryota; Metazoa; Arthropoda; Arachnida; Mesostigmata; Varroidae
Product: EF-hand calcium-binding domain-containing protein 4B-like
Molecular function (GO): calcium ion binding
Source: RefSeq, a predicted model, not a curated record